Bubalus bubalis (water buffalo) is the source of this 12200-nucleotide messenger RNA. It is a transcript of the gene NF2, whose product is annotated as NF2, moesin-ezrin-radixin like (MERLIN) tumor suppressor. NCBI's taxonomy places the organism in Eukaryota, Metazoa, Chordata, Mammalia, Artiodactyla, Bovidae. Gene Ontology annotation, biological process: regulation of organelle assembly; regulation of cell shape; regulation of gliogenesis. The record is from RefSeq and is a predicted model, not a curated record. Gene Ontology annotation, cellular component: apical part of cell; adherens junction; cytoskeleton. The coding region runs from base 485 to 2347 and encodes 620 amino acids. The transcript is spliced from 16 exons. Gene Ontology annotation, molecular function: cell adhesion molecule binding; actin binding.
GGCGGGGCGGGGAGCAGGCCGAGGGCUGCGGGGAGGGGACGCUUCCCGCGGGCGCGCGGAGCGAGGACGGUGACAGCCACGCGCGCACGUGCGCGCCCGGCUGCAGCGCGGCCCUGAGACCUCCGUCGGCCGCUGAGAGGCGCGCGGGCUCUGGGAAGCCGCCGUCUAGGGGCCCCGUCCGCGGGCGUUCCCAGCGUCCCCGGCCCGAGUCCCGGAGAGCCGGGCCGUGCCCUCCCCGUCGGUCCUCGGUCGCGAUCCUUGCCCGGGGCCGUCAGAGUCCGCCUCCGGGACUCCCCUUUCCGUUCCUGGGCAGGGUCCUCGCGGCCCAUGCUGGCCGCUGGGGGCCCGCGCCGCUCAGACAGCUCUCGGGCCGGCCGGCCGGCCACCAUGGUGGCCCUGAGGCCUGUGCGCCUCCUCCAGGGAGGCUAAAAGGUCCCGAGUGCAGGCUUCGGGGCGCGAGGGUCCUGCGCCUAAGCCCCGCGCCAUGGCCGGGGCCAUCGCUUCCCGAAUGAGCUUCAGCUCGCUCAAGAGGAAGCAGCCUAAGACAUUCACCGUGCGGAUCGUCACCAUGGACGCGGAGAUGGAGUUCAAUUGCGAGAUGAAGUGGAAGGGGAAGGACCUGUUUGACUUGGUGUGCCGGACCCUGGGGCUUCGCGAAACCUGGUUCUUCGGCCUGCAGUACACAAUCAAGGACACCGUGGCCUGGCUCAAGAUGGACAAGAAGGUGCUGGAUCAUGAUGUCUCAAAGGAAGAGCCUGUCACCUUUCACUUUCUGGCCAAAUUUUACCCUGAGAAUGCCGAGGAAGAGCUGGUUCAGGAGAUCACGCAACACUUAUUCUUCCUGCAGGUGAAGAAGCAGAUCUUGGAUGAAAAGAUCUACUGCCCUCCGGAGGCGUCUGUGCUCCUGGCUUCUUACGCCGUCCAGGCCAAGUACGGCGACUAUGACCCUUCUGUUCACAAGCGGGGAUUUCUGGCCCAAGAGGAAUUGCUUCCAAAAAGGGUAAUAAAUCUGUAUCAGAUGACUCCGGAAAUGUGGGAGGAGAGGAUCACAGCCUGGUACGCGGAGCACCGAGGCCGAGCCAGGGACGAAGCGGAGAUGGAGUAUUUAAAGAUAGCUCAGGACCUGGAGAUGUACGGUGUGAACUACUUCACAAUCCGGAAUAAAAAGGGCACAGAGCUGCUGCUUGGAGUGGAUGCUUUGGGGCUUCACAUUUAUGACCCUGAGAACAAGCUGACCCCCAAGAUCUCCUUCCCGUGGAACGAAAUCCGGAACAUCUCCUAUAGCGACAAGGAGUUUACCAUUAAGCCUUUGGAUAAGAAAAUCGAUGUCUUCAAAUUUAACUCCUCAAAGCUUCGUGUCAAUAAGCUGAUUCUCCAGCUGUGUAUUGGGAAUCACGACCUGUUUAUGAGGAGAAGGAAGGCCGAUUCUUUGGAAGUCCAACAGAUGAAAGCCCAGGCCAGGGAGGAGAAGGCCAGAAAGCAGAUGGAGCGGCAGCGCCUCGCUCGGGAGAAGCAGAUGCGAGAGGAGGCUGAACGCACGCGGGACGAGCUGGAGAGGCGGCUGCUGCAGAUGAAGGAAGAGGCGACGAUGGCCAACGAAGCCCUGAUGCGGUCGGAGGAGACGGCCGACCUGUUGGCCGAAAAGGCCCAGAUCACGGAGGAGGAGGCGAAGCUCCUGGCCCAGAAGGCGGCAGAGGCUGAACAGGAGAUGCAGCGCAUCAAGGCCACAGCCAUCCGGACGGAGGAGGAGAAGCGCCUGAUGGAGCAGAAGGUGCUGGAGGCUGAGGUGCUGGCGCUGAAGAUGGCUGAGGAGUCAGAGAGGAGGGCCAAGGAGGCCGAUCAGCUGAAGCAGGACCUGCAGGAAGCCCGCGAGGCAGAGCGAAGAGCCAAGCAGAAGCUGCUGGAAAUCACCACCAAGCCCACAUACCCGCCCAUGAACCCACUCCCAGCACCGCUGCCUCCCGACAUGGCAAGCUUCAGCCUCACUGGCGACAGCCUGUCUUUCGACUUCAAGGAUACCGACAUGAAGCGGCUUUCCAUGGAGAUAGAGAAAGAGAAAGUGGAGUACAUGGAGAAGAGCAAGCACCUGCAGGAGCAGCUCAACGAGCUCAAGACCGAGAUCGAGGCCCUGAGACUCAAAGAGCGGGAAACAGCCUUGGACAUGCUGCACAAUGAGAACUCCGACCGGGGUGGCGGCGGCAGCAAGCACAACACCAUCAAAAAGGUACCGGCUCCCUCAAGCCCAAGGCAGAAGACCUAUCUGCAUUUGAGCCCUCACAGUAGGUUAUGCCCAGGUACUCUGUAUGUGGUGAUGGGACCGCCCUCUGUGGUACUAACCCCUGCAUGAGCUUGCCUGUCUGUGUCCCCGGGGCCGCGCCCAGCCCUCCCGGGGGGGCAGGCGGCACCUGGGGCCUGGCCGCAGCAUGCUUGAGUCUGAGAGCAGGCGUCCCCCCUGCGGGGCCAGGCCGACCUCCAGGGCAUGUCCCGGGGUUGUCGGACCAGCCGUCCUUCCUUCACGUGUGUCGUUGUUGGGCUGGGGAAGGUCAUGGCUUCUUGUCCGGUCAGGUGUGUCUCAAGUCCUUCGUCUUGGUGGCCCUCCCUCCGAUAAAUAACCCUAGCAUGGGAACGGGGUCUGUUUGGGUGUCUUUUUAACUCGAGGUCAUGACCUUUUGCGUGGUGACAGCCUCUGAAGACCCGUCCGCGGUCACACCUGGCAGCUCCUGGUCGUGGGACCGGGAUGGGGCGGGGAGAGCUGCCCGUGCUGCUUUGCCUUCCUCUAGAGCCGGCCCCCAACCCCCACUUUCUGUCCACAUCUAUUCUCUUUUCAAGUAAAGCAAAGCGCUAGCACAGGGGUCUCAGCCGCGGUCAGGCUCCGCGGACCGUCUGUCCACCAGCGAGUGUGCUGACGGCCGCCUCGGCGGGAACUCCCGUCGGGACAGCGCAGUCCUGGCUGACGGGCGGUCAGCGCUCGCCAAGUGAAUUAAUUGAAUGAUUGCUGCUUUCCUUCUGCGACAGUUCAUUAUUCUCCCCACAGGCCUAGGCAGUGGAGAGAAUUUAUUACACACAAUAAUAAAAUGACACUCUCCCCCUGCUCCUCGCCCAAGCCCCAGCAGCACCCAUGCCAGUGAGCCCGCCGACACCCGCGGUCACGUGUGGACAUGUUCUUUGCUAUCCUCACCAUGGUUUCUGCUCCCAGAAUAAAACAAGCCCAUUGGAAGCUUUGUAUCCAAAAGUGCGAUCUGGCACAGGAUGGAUCCUAUUUGUGGUUGCCAUCCAAGCGGGAGAGGUUAGCUAUUAAAGUCCCAGAUGGGUCUCAUUAUAAGAUGGAUUCGGUCUGUCAGUGGUUUCAGGAACCCCUGGCGUGAACCACAAUUUGUGUGUGACACUUUUAUUUAGCGGGCUCCUGUUUCUCGAGCUUUCACGCCACGUGCUGGCAUUGAACACCCUGUCACCAAGCGGUGCAUGCUCUGUGCUGGGCAGGAGUGAGAACCAUGAAAUGAGUGGGCCAGGCGGCACAGCACCCAGGGUGGGCCCACUGAGGCUUCCUGGGCCCCGUGGCGAGCACAGGGGCCCACAGAAAGCCCAUUUUGUGUUUCAGUCUGUGCUGGCAGAUAUUCUCUGUGACCGUACUCUUCUACGUUGGGAUGAUUUCAUCUCUCUUCUUUCUGUGAUGAUUCAGAACGUUUCAAUUCUUCAGGGGCCCGGUUCUGACCGUCAGUCCUUACUGAGCUGUGAUUACAGACAAAUGAGGUUUGAUUUGUAGUCAAACGUCUGCUGCUCCUAGGACAUGCACAGAUGACUUCUUUUUUUUUUUUUUAAUGUCUUGAUGUGAACUUGUUUUCAAAGUAGGCUGGCUGCAAGCUCCAGUUAACUCAGAAUUCAGAUUAAUCGAGGGUUAAUAAAAUGGAGUUGGCUCUCAACACAGCUGGACUUAAUCUCAGCAUCACAGAUCAAGCAGUGGUAGCUUUUGCUACAUAUGAAGUUGGAGGGGAGGCACAUUCUGGACUUUGGUGGUUCCAGCAGCCAGUAACCAAGCCUGCCGGCCAGCCACCUGCUAUGCCGGGGUGGCUCUGGCCUUGUGCCUGGUCUGGGCCAGAGUGAGCCUAGAUGACGAGAAAUACCACCGCAGGCUCUGAGAUGUGGGCACCCAGACUGUCAAGGGCACAGCUCCAUCUAGAAAGUCCAGGGUGAGAAAUGCAGAUCGGUGGUGAACCGAAGAGUUUCCAUUGUCCUGAAGCUCGUCAUUAAUCUUGGUUCAAACCAGCCUGCAUUGAUUUUGUUUUGUUUCAUUUUUCGUGUCUUCUGAUCACAGAUUCCUUCGAGGAAAGACUGGUUCCCUUCCCUCUGGCCGUCCGGGUGUAUUCCUUCCCCUUUGCUCUCCGGCGUCCCCCUCGAGGCCUGUGUCUGACCCGCCUCAGCAGGACCCUCGGGGGCUGGUGACACUUAGGCUAAAUUCCAAGGGUUUACCCGGGGCAGGGUUCCCACGCUCCUGUGGCGGUGCCGAGCAGUCCAGUCUGCCUCACAGGGGCCAGCUGCUGUGCCACUUCCUUCCUCUGUAAUUCUUACCUUCUGCUAAGGGUCAGUGUCCUCACCUAUAAAAGGGGAAUAAAACAGUUCAUGCCCCUCAGGAUUUUUAUGAGGAUUCAGUGAGUUCCCUGUGGGUUUCCCAAGUGGUGCAGUGGUAAAGAAUCCGCCUGCUGAUGCAGGAGACGCACGCACACAGGAGACAUGGGUUCGAUCCCUGAGUCAGGAAGAUCCCCUGGAGAAGGACAUGGCAACCCACUCCAGUAUUCUUGCCUGGGAAAUCCCAUGGACAGAGGAGCCUGGCGGGCUACAGUCCACAGAGUCGCAAAGAGUCGGAUACGACUGAGCGCAGCAUGGCAAGCAGUUCCGUAUAAAAGCUUAGCGAGGGCUUGAACUUGUAUAAAGAAACAAACCUGCUUGGGAGCCUGGCCUGGGAAGUGCCACACUUGCGUGCACAGCUCAAGACACGCGUAUCCAGUGGUGUUUUACCUUCCACGUGUUUGGAGGUAAAAGCUUUUAAAAAGCCAGAAUGAACCACACCAAUGGUGCUAUGUGAUCUGGAUUCACAAGGGUGUAUUUUUCUGCUCCCACGGAUCUUCGCUGCACAUUUCCAUCUUCUCCCGAUCGAUAAUCAGCACAACUGGUUUGACAUUUGCAUCCGAGUCUGAGCGGCACUAGCGAUCAAAGGCUGCCCUUGGGAACGUAGACCCAUGGCAGUCUCGGGGUGGCGGAGGGGAGGUGGGGAGGAGAGCGACAGCGGCACGCGUUCCUGGCCUCUGGGUCUUCUGAACGAGGGCGUGGGGUCCGGCAGUGAGGCUGCGGGAGGGGGAAACGGUGUCCCAGGCUCGAGCUUCUCGCCUUCAGAGCCACCGUGCCGAUGAGCUGCGCAGUGGCCGCGUGGGAUUUAGCUGCACAGCGACUGUGGAGGUGACACUGUGGUCGCGCCCUUCACCCCUGCCCUUCUCAAAGGGCGGCGUCAUUCUGGGCUGGUCUGAGCGCCAGCAAGCUUGUCCUCGUGUCUCAUACCCGUGCUCUCUGAAGAAGCACAGGAUCUCAAAGGCAGUCGACAGAUGAGAAAUCCUGGAGGUCAGAGAGCUUAGAAAGCUUACUUCCUUCGUAAGUGGUGUGAACCACCGAGGCCCUGCUGUGGUUUCUGCUGGUGGGGAGGCAUCAGUGAGGAGCCUCAGCAUGUCUCUGAAGCCCAGCUGCCGCUCUCAGAUCAGGAAGACAUAAAAGACCAAUGACAUCUUCAAUUUGCGGGGACUCCCUCUGGAGCUGCAGGGCUGGAAGUCAAGUACAGCACUUACAACACCAGGGACGUGAGCAACCCCAGGGCGAGGGUGGACUCGCGUGAGAGGCGUCCCUCCUGGUUAAAGCCACCGGCCCGGCCUCCCUCCUGAGUGACCUCCAUCUGCAUUGCCCGCCGGGACCUGGGACCCUUCACAGGCUGUGCUGCUGGUGUGGUUGACAUGCUCAGUGCCCCCAGACCCAGCUCAGGGACCCACUUGGCUCAGCCUCUUUGCCAAAAGACUGCGAUCCAGCCCCUCCCUUGGGUGGGUGGGCUUUACCUGGGUGAGCCCAUUCCCUAUGGGAGGUGUCGAGGAGCCUACAAAGCCUGCCUUGCCCUCCAAGGAUAUCUUGCCCCCGUUUGGAAGUGCCCGAGGGCACCAGCGGGAUUUAUUUGAUGUUUGAGUCAAACAUCUCAUCUGGUCCCUCCGCACGGACCAUACGUGUCCAUGCUGCUUCCCUGCAGCACCUGAUCCAUCACCGCAACCACAGGAGGGACGAAUCCGGCUGUAAACUCAUUCUGCGGGCGCAAGGUUCUGUUCUGACGAUCCCUGCCGUGAUUUCCCUUCUGAUGUUGGCGAUUUGAAAAGACAUGGGUCUGUCUGCACCGUUUCCCCCAUGUGCCCGUGCUGAGCGCUCUGUGCCCAUCCGUCAGCCUCCCUGUGGCCAGCGAGGUGAAGCGGGCCGAUUAGUCCAUUUUCCAGGUGGAGGAGCCGAGCAUCACCCGGGCAGCCGGAGAGGCCGGCAGACGCCGGUUUCCAGGUGCCGUUCAGCCUAAAGGAUGCAUAAACCAAAGGCACCCUCCGGGUUUUCCCAGGCAGAUUUCUCCCAGAAGCAGAUAAAGUAGCUGAUGCCAAAGUGGAUUUGUUCAUGACGGUGGACUCGGCCCCUCGGCCCACCUCCGUUUCGGGAUAAGCAUGUAGACAAGCUCUCUGCCCCUGUACACAUCACCAGAUGACAUUCGGGUGCAAGUUGUCAGCUAGCAAGAUGACAGAAUUGCUUAAUCCGGCCAGUUCCCAUUCGCCGUCUCCCUCCGCUGGCCCUGCCCCUUCAGCUUCUCUUCCGGAAAGGGAAUGUUGAUCACACCCCAAACCAGAGAUUAUGUAGGAAUUCGCUGCUGCUUCUGAAUUUGGCAUUCACCUUCCUGCUCCCAGUGGUGGAGAAGCUGCUUGUCCUUUUGUAUCUGUGCUGCCCCUGCCACCCCCGCUCCCCCCCCAGCUCCUCUGUUCUCAAUAUGUAGUGGCGGAGAGAAAGUGUAACAUGAUUUUAGGGCUUGCAUUUCGAUUCCCCUGCAUUUUUAUGGGAAGAGCAGGGUCUCGACCCCUGGAGUUCUUAGGGUAGUGUCUGAAACAGGUUCAGCCUUGUGGGUCUCCUUGUCUAAAAUGAAUAAGACUCCCCCACUACCCACCCCCACCGCCUUUCUCUCUUACCCCCCAGGGAUGAGUGGAUUGAGGCGAGGCCCCCAGAGACUAGUUGGAGGACUCCUGGCUCUCUGAUUAGUUUUGUUCUCCCAGCUUAAUUGUAGAGCUUCUUCUUGCUGUCUCGUCACUGAUCGCCGAAGUGGCUCUGUGUCCUGCCCACCCCCACCCCAACGCCACCCCCUUUUCUUUAGAAGCCAGAUUAUCACAGUGUGGCCUUGUGAAUCAAUUUUCUCUAUGCGCUGAUGAAAGUGUAAUUCAUCCUUAAUCAGGCAGCCUUGCCGCUUCAGGCCCGUGCCGGAAUACAUCUAGUUCUUCUCCCUUCACUUUGGGAAGCAGUGCCCCCCCCCCCCCCCCCCCACCCCACCAAAAGGACUUUUAGAGGAGAGCCGGGGAGGAGGGAGCUGGCAGCCACCAGGGUGGGGGGCUGGGUUCCUCCAGCAGGGGGCACUCCUGGGAAUGAAUGAGGCUGGAGGAGCCUGGGAGCUGGAAGCCUUCCCUGCAGGGCGGGAGGGCCCCUCGCUGAGCCUGGUGCUUGUCUCGAGGCCUCCGGGCUUGCUAUCUCUAGACCCCCAGGGGCCCUCUCUCAGGAGUGGGCAGCAGCAGGGGGCUGCCUGAAGUCCUCAUCCAGUAAGCUGGAGGCCCCUGAGUCUGUCUUUUCUACGCGUGCCUGAGUCCGGGAAAGGCGGCUAGCUACCAGGUCCUUCCCAGGGCCGGGGGAGCCAGCCUCCCAUCUUUUUAAGGGCACAGAUGCGGCUCCCGAAUCUGAACUCGUUUAUUAGCUGGUUGGAGGUAUCUGUUCGGUCACACUGCACACAGCUUGGGUGGUGUGAAGAGGUCUCGGCCCUGCCAGGUGACCCCACCCAGGUGACCCCACCCCCACCCCGUCCUGCCCUUGCCCAGCCUGGUGGCAGUCACAGACAACGGGCAGUGCCAUGGGGAGGUGGGUGGGAGCGGGAGGCGACUCUGCCGGGCUUGUGUGUGUCAGGGCUGGGCAGGAAGAAGGGGCCAGGCCACAGGUGGACCAGAUGCCUGUCCCCCCCAACACACACACACACACACACACACACACACACACACACACACACACCCCCCGAAGAUGAAAACCACGCUGUCCAGCUCUGCAGCUGGCAGAGAAAAGGAAGUUUGUCUGCUCGGAAUGGAGCUUGGAUUAGUGACAGACUUGAACAGCCGGUUCAGUCGAGAAAGAGAGAACUUAAUUCCUUCUGUAUUAUUCACAUGGCUGAUCUGAAUCAGGUAUUAGGAGACAGCUGGAAGAGAGGCACGGUCAGCCCUGAGCCUGGUGAGGAGACGUUCAUGGUCUUCUGUCAUCCUCGGGGCGCCGGCGAGCGGACCUGCUAAGGCUGCGCGUCCUCAGAAGGCUUCAGAGAAGGUGGAGCGGACCCCGUGGGUCCUGGAUGAGGUAGCCUGUGUGCGCGAGGCCCCACUUCUCCAUCCAUGUCCCCAGGCCUUUCUGCUCCUCCAUCUACUGAAAUGGGGGGUCCUCCCCCAGCCCCAAGCAGUCCUUCUGGGGGUGAUGACACGUGUUGCUGGAUCACCAAGGGGCUGCAGGGUGGGGGGUGGGCUCACGGGACAAGCUUCGGCUCUCCCGUGCGACACGGCAGGACGCAGGCCUCGGUCGGAUCAUCGCCCCUGUGGUCCCUUGCCUGCUAGGCGGAGAGCCAGGAAGGUGGAUGGAACACUGAGUGGCUUGUACACCUUGGAGGGUGAGAUGGUGGCCGGGAUCCCGGCCUCUGUGAGCCCAUCUUCCAGAGUCUAUGGAGACGACCACAGGGGCAGUUCACGCUACGAAGGGCCAGCUCUGUGCUGUUUCUGCCAGGGCUUCCCCUCCUUGGUUAGGAACACAUCCUGCCUGAGGCUGCACGGUCAGUGUGACAGUCAGGGAGCUUUCUAGAAAGAGCUGGCGGUCAGGGAUCCCACAGGUGAGGGGCAUGAUCUCAAGCCCAGGGGCCGGGAGCAUGGCUGGCAGACCCCGAGGGCGCAUCUGCCAGCCCCUGGGCUCGAGUCCCCACGUGAAGGAAAGAAGCCCAGGCUUCUCCCUGCAGACCCGCCCCCCGCCCGCCUCCCCAGCUUGCUCUCCAGCACGACCACGAUCACAGAGUGAUGCCUGAGAUGAAGGAUGCUGUUGAGUUGGAGCAGGCGGGGGCCGCCGUGGCCACUGGGAGGGUUCCAGCGGUGCCAGUCAGUUCGUGUGGGAUUUUCCUCUGAUGAUGGGCUUCCUGUGGAAAUUGGAACUGCCAUGGCUUCCCUGGUGGCUCAGAUGGUAAAGAAUCUUCCCUGCAAUGUGGGAGAGCCAGGUUCCAUCCCUGGUUGGGGAAGAUCCUGGAGAAGGAAAUGGCAAACCACUCCAGUGUUCUUGCCUGGGAAAUCCCGUGGACAGAGGAGCCUGGCGGGCUACAGUCCAUGGGGUCACAAAGAGCUACUGAAGGACUCACACAGGAUUUACAUUUACAUGAACUGUGCAGAAAGAGUGAGCGAUGGGGGCAGGUCUGCCUGUGGGCCAGGCCUGGAAUCCCAGGGCCCUUGGUGUCAGCAGCCACGUCGGCCACCUCAGUCUGGUGGCCCCACCCGUCCGUCCAGCAGCCCGGAGACCACAGUACUGUCUUCUUGCCAAGGCCGUGCGUCUGGGGUGCCUCCCUGCUUCCGCAUGGCCAGGGCAUUGGGUCUGUCCCCGCACCUCUCCUUGGACUGGGGCUCAACUGCUGCUCUUGCGAGAUAAGAGGUCAGUGUGGGCUGGGGUCCAGGGAUGCGUGCUGCCCACCCGAAGAGGGCUUCGCCUCCUGACAAGCUCACGCUGGAGUGGGUAGCUGGAAUCUGGUGCUGGCACCUCGAGGGGACAGCCGGCACACAGCUCACGUAGACAACCCAGGAAUUCUUGGCUCCACCAUCGUACAAACGGGCAGCAGGCUCUCGGAGGCCUGCACAGGCCGGGCUCCCCUCCUCGGGGGCCUCUGCUUGCCCCACCUCAGUGGUCGUGAGCCUUCCCCUUUGCCUGCAUCCCUUCUAACCUGUGCUGUGCCCUGCUUCCUGAUCCCUGGAAGGCCAGGAGCCACCGCUGCGGGAGGAGGGACGUGAUCUCUUAGUAUCACCAGCCGUAGCGUGUCAUCGGGCAUUUCUGAUCACCCUGUGAGGAAGGGACCGUCAGGACCACCCCGCGGCUCAGCAGCCAUGUGGGCUUUGGGUCAGGCGGUCUGGCUGUGCUUAUGAGUGAGUGGGUCUGUGGAAAGAAGGGCUGUGGCAAAUGUGUCUCCUGCGGGUCCCCUGUCCCCGGAGGAGCUGACCUGAGGUCCCCCGGGCAUGUUGGAGGAACCAGAGUGGUACACGGGCUUCCACCCCUUUCGGUUCAUUCUCUCCCAGGAUGAUUUUUGUCCCAGCGGCUCUCUGGCUCUCUCUUCCGCAUCCUGGUUCCCAUUAUCACCGAGCUUGUCCUUCCCGGUCCUUCUCCUCUGUUAUGUUUAGGGAGAAGCCCAUCCUUCUAGAGGGAGUUCCGUCUCAGCAAAGAAAUGAAAGCUCUCUGCAUUCCCGUUAGAGCUGGGCUUUCCAAAGGGCUUCAGAAAUUGGUUCCACUGAAGGAAACAGCUCAGAUGCCUCCCUGCAUUUAGCUUGUUAGUCGGGAACUUCAAGGCCAAAAGAUUUGGCAGGAUUUAAAGAGCCGGCUCUCAAGCUGUCUCAUUUCGAGUGCACUGAUGCUGUGCAUCUUUGAUGGUGAAGUGGUUGGGUUGGAGCCUUCCUCCCCCGCCCUUCACAGAGCCAAGCUCUUUGGAUUCAGAGGCUGCCAGAGGUCUCUGAAUGAGGGAAUGGGCCAGGCCAUCUAGCCUGCCCCUGUGGUUGAACUCCAGAAAAAAGGGGUUCAGAGAGGUCAAGCGUGUCUCUUGAGGCUACACAGUGAGCUGGUGAUGGAGAAUUAGCACCUGGGCCUCUCCAGCCUGGUGGGGAACUCUCGAAUUUCCCCUGCAUCUCACCAUUCGUUGCAGUUACCACCUGCAUUUUGCUCACUCGACAAGCGGAGCUCCCACUGUAUGCACAGCACUAAGCUAAGAGGCUUGAGGGUAUGAAGGUGGACGGACUGGACUGUGCGUGCUCUGUGUCCCCAUCCCCGGAAACUCUCCUUAGCAAAGUCCCAGAGCUGGACGUGGCGCGCAGUCUCACCGGUGUGGUUGCUUUCAGGAGCAGAGCUGGGCGCUGGGAGGAUGCCCACGCCAGAUGCUUCUGCUUGGGGAGCUCCUGGCAAGGGGCCUGCUGGGUUGGGGAAUUGAGGUUUGGCAGCCCCGAGAGGUCGCAAACCCUAGUUCGGGCCUUAUCUGCCAGCCAAGAGCUCCUCCCCCGGCCCUCCCCUUCCCUUCCACCUCGUCCCCGAGCUCCUGCCUCUUAGGAAAGGCCUCAGGCCCAGAGCACCCCACCACCACCACGUGCUGCCCCCUCCCUGCCUGAACCAGCCCCACCUAGAAAGCCUGAGCCCUCCAUCCCAGUUUGUGGAUGGAAACGCCCUCUCAGCUGCCAGGUCACGGGCAAGUCGGCUGUGGGGUCCCCUGGGGAACUAGGAGCAGAAGAGACGAGCUUGUCCUCACAUGACGCAGGCCUGCCCUGCCCGAGGCCCAUCACCUUGCCCUAGCGGCAUGCCCAGGGCCUGAGGACUGAGACGUCGGUGCUGCCGAGCUGACCCUCACGCCCUGGUGUGGACAGCACGCCCUGUAGACGGGGAUGGAGGAGUCUCUUCAAAUGCCCCGGGCUCUUCUGCCCGCCAGCCAUCCCUCCCUCCUGGCGUGUCCUCACUGGCCACCUCCCAAUCCGAGUCCUUGGACGACUCUGGAAACUUGCUUGGGGCUGACCACCGGCUUCCGUCUUCCCUUUCAUUCCAAACCCACUUCGAGCUUAGUCCCCGAGGCAGGAGGGUGUCCUGUCGUGAAAGGGCAAGAAGCCAGCCCCGCCUUCACCAUCUUCUCUGCUUCC